CAUAAGCACUUGUUUCACUUGUGGACAAAGCAGGAUAUUAGUCCGGGUUCUCGUCAUUGAAACUUUCUCAGGUUUCUUCCAGUCAAAAGGACAGCAAACGCACCUUUUUUAAACUAGAUUUGACUAUAUGGUCCUUUAUUGGCGUUUUUACUGCUAACCUUUUAAUUUGACAUAUUUUAGUGUUUGUCUUUCGUGUGCUUCUCAGCAUGAAAACAUUUAAACCUAAUUUUUAUUGAGCAGCCAUCAUCUUAAAGGAAUUAUACACCCCCACACUCGGACCAUGAACCAGCUUUACUUGGAUAAGUGUUUAUUACUGUUUCUCCUCAGUUUACAGAUGGUUUGGGGUUCAGAUCAUGUGAUGUUCCUGAACCCACCAGCUGAGCCAGUGCCUGGCUAUUCUCUGAAAGUGUUGUAUUCCUGUUCUAAACCAGCUGUGGUGCUGGUGGAGUGUCUGGUGUCUUAUGACACUGGAGUAAGCUCCACGGUAUUCCAGAGACACUGGAGCUGUGAGCCGGGUCCAGACCGGAUUAGGACUCUGCUACUGAGCCUCCCUGACUGGCUGGUGUACCAGCCUGACUGGGUUGUGCCUGACACUCAGUGGGUGCUCAGUGUUAUGCUGCGUGCCUCAGUCAGUGAGCAGGGAUCUAAGGACAGUUACAGGUCAGGCCAGGCCACUGCAGUAGUCAGCUUGCAGCCCACGUCCCCUCUCAGUCGCCCCAUGAAGCAGCACCAACUCUGCCCUGGCUGGGCUACACAGAUGCUGUGGUUAACCCGCAGGACCACCACCUCACAAUGCCCUGUGGAACAAGAAACAGUCCAUUUGUUGUCGUCCAUGUAUGCCUCAACUGGAGAGAACUUUGGCAUCACCAAGACUUUAAAUGCCUAUAGCAACGAGGUCCUGGAGUACUUGCGACUCCAAGAUAUUUCUUUUCCAUGGUGUGUGUUCUCCAUCUGGGUGUUCCUGACCCAAUCCUGCCAGGAAAACUUGUGUGCCGUUUUUCACCACAUAGACUAUCAAAAUAACUAUGCCACUCCCAAUUUGUUCCUUAAAAGAUCAGGCCAGUUGCAUGUUCAGAUGCAUGGGGAGACUGGGAGGUCCUCAGCGUUCCUUUGCCCAUUCCAGGUGCCCCUGACCCAGUGGUGCCACAUCAACAUGGAGCUGCGUGGCAGAAUGGUGGAUGUUACCAUGGUGUGCAUAGAUGGGCAGCAACGUUUGGUUCAUACUGCAGAACACAUGUUCAGAGAUCCUAUACACCUGGAUGACACGGAGGGCUACUUUGUGGUCAGUGGAGGUCAAUUUAUGAGAGGAAUUGAAGGUUAUUAUGGACCGUUGGUGUACUAUCGAAACAGAAUACCCGACGCCAGGCCGUCUGAAGUCAUUGUUCCAGACCCUAUUAGGAUUCUGAAUUUGACUGGAUGGCUACAGUCCUGUCAGGAAUUUCAGUUGGAGCUUCAUGUCAAAUUGACUGGGUAUUUACUGAGAGCCAGAGAGAAACAAGAGUCUGAGAACUGUAUGGAUGCUUAUCAUGAGUGGACAUUAAAAUGUCAUUUAGCUGUGACACCACACUGUGAACCCUGGGAGGCACCCAAUGCCCCUCAAAGACGCUAUGCAGUUCAUCUGGCAAAGAUACUGGCCACCAAGCAUGGUGGCAGAAAGGUUGAUCUGGCAUCAGUGGGAAGGGCUCUGUACUCCUUGUCUCUGCGUAAGCUGAGUCAAGAGAGCACUGGAUCCACUGGAGUAGUUAACAAGAUAAUGGCCCUUCUGCUGCAAGCUGGCUGUCUGGGGAACAACAGAGCUCUACACCUGUCAUCAGUGCUCUACAGCAGUGGUGUAGGAGUGGAGAGGCAGCCCAAUAAGGCAUGGUUACUGUCCCUGCUGUCAGCCCAGAAGGACUGGAGACUGGCCCUGCUGCGCCUGGGGCACCUGCACCAGCUAGGUGAGCAUGGCAUCCCCCCAGACUCUGACCUGGCCUAUGCCUACUACUCUAACAUCGCCAAGCAGACAUCCUCCGACCAUCACAACCCCUCACCUCAGCAGAUGUUUGUAGAAUCUAUUUACCUGAACAACGAGGAAGUGCUUCGGUUCCAAACCAAUGAAAACCAUGAUAUCUUUCACUGGUUAAAACUCCAGGCCCGCAAUGGAGCCGCAGAUGCAGAGCAAGCUGUGGCCCGCAUGCUGUUCUGGGGCCAGCAGGGCGUGUCUCCAGACAUCCAGACUGCUGUGAGACACUAUGAGAGAGGAGCUGUCCGUCUGGGGGACCCAGUGUCCAUGUAUGACUAUGCCAUAGUCCUCAUGCAGGGCCAAGGAGUCAAGAAAGACAUUCCAAGGGCAGUCACUUUCCUGAAGAAAGCAGUAGAGCAGGGUUUCACGCCAGCGAUCAAUGCCCUUGGCUGGUACUAUGAGCAGUUUGAGAAAGACUACCAGCGGGCAGUGCAGCUGUGGGAACAGGCUGAUAAACAAGGCAGCCCAGAUGCUGCUAUGAAUCUGGGUGUCAUGUACUCCCAAGGCCUGUAUCCUGGGAAAGCUGCAGACAAGUUCAUGGCCUAUACCUACUACCUGAAGUCUGCCCAAAGAGGAAACAUAGAUGGCUCCAUUCAGCUGGCUAAUGUGUGGACCACAGGGAUCCCUGGCCGAGUCAAGAGGCAUCCAGCAGAUGCUGUAUUAUGGGUUAAGUGGGCAGCUGAGCGCAAUGGACACCUUGGAAUGGUCCUCAGGAAGGCCUUGGAUUCCUAUCUUAAAGGGGAUAGCUUAAUGGCCUUGUUGUAUUACAUGAUGGCAGCUGAGUCAGGAUUUGCAGCCGCCCAGUUCAAUGUGGCGUACCUAUGUGAACAAAACCCUGGAGGUUUCCUGGAUCCCACUUUUGCAGUGCAGUGUAUGAGGAGAUACUACAACCUGACCAGCCAGGCACAAGAUCCUGAUCCCUAUGCCCAGAUCAGGAUGGGUGACCUGCUGUAUGAAGGACAUGGACAGAGACAGAGAGAUGUGGCAGCAGCAGCAGAGAUGUACAAACAGGCAGCACUAAGGAGUGACCCUCAGGGCUGGUACAGUCUUGGUGUGCUUGUUCAAGAGGAACAGGGGUUACCGUUGUCCGUCCUGUCUGAACUGGGUCUGACACAGCAUUACAUGGCAGAUAACACUGAGCUGGCGACUACACUUUACCGCAGGUGCAGAGACUCCAACAGUACAGCAGAGUCCUACUUACCCUGCAGCCUUGCCCUAUUCCAUGCCUAUCUGCACUCUUUCCAAAAGGACUACAGUGCUACUAUCAAGGUCUCUGGUACUGUGGUCAUGGCAGUUGCAGUUCCACCAAUCCUCUUCAUCAUCCUCCGUGUACUGAGGGGGCGUGGCAUCAUGUCUUAUUAUCACUAGGAUCAAGAAACCCAUCAGCCUAUCAGCACUAUGAGGAAGAAGACUUGAUUGUAUCUAGAGCAAAAACUUUUUUCGCAGAUUUAUUUUAUUUUUUAUUUUGUUUUUAUAGCUAAAGGUAAAUAUUUUUUGUGUUUUUAUCUUUGUUUUAUCUGGAAUGAAGAUAGCACAAUUUCUUAAAUUGAAUGUAUAAAGUUAUUUCAAUGUUCUGUAUGAUCAUGGUUUACAAAACUGUCUAUUAAUUGAACAGUAUUAAUAAAGCAAACUGAUUUGAAAACCA
Messenger RNA from Oncorhynchus nerka (sockeye salmon), 3647 nucleotides. Its product is annotated as protein sel-1 homolog 3-like. Lineage: Eukaryota; Metazoa; Chordata; Actinopteri; Salmoniformes; Salmonidae. The record is from RefSeq and is a predicted model, not a curated record. The coding region runs from base 281 to 3370 and encodes 1029 amino acids. The transcript has 23 exons. Gene Ontology annotation, molecular function: protein binding.